AACAAUCACUUUUCCCAAUUCAGUUUUCUUCCCUUUGAUGCGAAUAUGCUUCCUGUUUGAUAUGAAUUUAAAUCUUCAUUUCUAGAAUCUUCAGUGCGCCGCAGUUUUCCUGUAAAAUGGAAUUGUUUUUUCUUCUCCAACAUUAAACUGUUCUUAUCCCUAUAGACCAUAUUCUCAAAAAUACCAUGGAUUUGAUUUUAUUGAGUAUCAUGAUGCAGGGCAAUUAAUUGCUUGAAUUGCUGUCAGAUAUUUGGUACUCAUCCAAUUUCUCUCUUUUCUGAUAGUUUCUUGAGUUGCAAUUCGAAGGAAUCCAUGACAUCUGAGAGGGAAUCUUUUGACCUCUCAGGACCUUUGCAUCUGACUAAUGUCCUCUGGGAUAACUCGAAUCAUCGGAAGGCUGUUGCUGCUAGUUUGGUCCAAGGUGUUUACAUUCUGGAAAGGGACAGACAAGAAAAACGUGAAGGUUCAAAGGCUCUUGCACCUCCUUGGUGGACAUUCUUCCAAUUUAAGCUGCUCCGUCCGCUUGUAGAUGAUGUUGAUUCGUCUCUCUUUGGAGCAAUUUAUGAGUUCAGGCCUUCAAAUUCUCAGCAGAAUGAUACUAUAUAUAAAAGUCCACGUUAUGUGAUUGCCUUUAGAGGAACUCUAAACAAAUCACACUCAGUUUCACGUGAUAUUGAGUUGGAUAUCCACUUGAUCAAACAGGGCCUUCAUCAAACUUCUCGCUCUGAAAUAGCUAUUCAGGCUGUUCGAAACAUGGUAGAAACGGUUGGUGAUUCAAAUGUUUGGUUGGCCGGACACUCCCUGGGAUCAGCAAUGGCAAUGCUCACUGGGAAAACAAUGGCCAAGAAUGGGAUAUUUAUUGAAUCUUUUCUUUUCAACCCGCCAUUUGUAUCUGCUCCAAUCGAGAGAAUCAAGGAUGAGAGGGUGAAACAUGGGAUUCGAUUUGCGGGCAGUGUGAUAACUGCUGGACUCGCCUUUGCCUUGCAAGCCAAGCAGUCCAAGGAUUUAGCUGUUGAUCCAUUUGCUGCUUUGGCUGCAUGGGUUCCAUGUUUGUUUGUGAAUCCCUGUGAUCAUAUCUGCUCAGAAUACAUUGGCUACUUUGAACACAGAAGAAAAAUGAAUGACAUUGGAGCAGGAGUCAUUGAAAAGUUAGCAACUCAAAAUUCGCUUGGUGGCCUAUUGAUGAGUGCAUUUGGGAAGGAAUCUGAACCCCUCCACCUCAUUCCUUCAGCUUCUCUCACAGUAAAUGUUACCCCUUCACGCGAUUUUAAAGAAGCUCAUGGUAUUCACCAAUGGUGGAAAGCUGACUUGCGGCUAGAACACAAGCUCUACAAUUACACCUAGCUCCUGUACAUAUCUACUGUCAUACAUGUCAGUUAAUUCUCUAACCCCAUUCAGAUAUCUCAGUAUUGUUUAUCUGUUAUCAGUCCUCUCGCUCCCUCUUCUGUAUAAAGAGUUUAAUGAAUUAACCAUCUUCUG
This is a messenger RNA of Vigna unguiculata (cowpea), 1479 nucleotides long. RefSeq names its product GDSL esterase/lipase At4g10955. Gene Ontology annotation, biological process: lipid metabolic process. Lineage: Eukaryota; Viridiplantae; Streptophyta; Magnoliopsida; Fabales; Fabaceae. The record is from RefSeq and is a predicted model, not a curated record.